Messenger RNA from Nilaparvata lugens (brown planthopper), 1596 nucleotides. RefSeq lists its product as uncharacterized. The record is from RefSeq and is a predicted model, not a curated record. The transcript is spliced from 2 exons. NCBI's taxonomy places the organism in Eukaryota, Metazoa, Arthropoda, Insecta, Hemiptera, Delphacidae. The coding region runs from base 356 to 769 and encodes 137 amino acids.
GUGGACCUCGCUAUAGACCCUUCUCUGCAGGAAUAUUUUCCCUGUGUUAUGAAUAUUAGGCCUUCUCCUUUCUCUAAAGCAAUUAUUAAAGUUUCAAGGUCAUCAAGAUUCAGAAAAAGUAUAAUUGAAUGAAUAUAGCAUAAUAAUAUUAUACAUUAUCAAAUAUUAUACAAAAUAAUAAUUAAAUAAAUAAUUCAAGUUAUAUUGGUUCAAUCAGAUGAUUGGCAAGUGAUAAGAAGAAACCAAACAUGAAAAACUGAUCAAAUCAGUGUAUUGAGAAACGUCAAGCUGCAUCAUUCAAAAAUAUGGAAAAAUUUGUAGUUUUGUGAAAUUCUUGUAACGAAAUUUGUUGAAGAUGUAUAAAGGAAAUAGAUAUGGACCACCACCACCUCCCAAGCCCAAAGGAAUUGCCGAAAUUUGCACCGAAGAUGUCAACGAAAGAAGACGGGAAACUCUUAUGAAAGUUUUGAAUCUCACAAGAAGUCUGAAUCUCAAGCAAACAAACAAUGUAACCAGAAAACAGUUUGUCUAUCCUUUGGACGGUUCUUCUUCGAAUCACCAAGGAAUGCGGAGAGGAGGGAGAGGAGUAGGAGGAGGAGGAAGAGAGAACAAUCAGGAACAAAGGACAAGAAGAUUUGUAAAUCCUGCUUUGAGCAGUCGUGGUCCUGCCCUAUGUCCUUCCACCGCUUACAUUACAAUGAUGAAACUCUGCGAUCGGCUUGAAAACGACAUCAAAAAUGAGCAGGCUGCAAAAAACACGAAAGAAUAAUAGCUGAAAUAUGGAAAUUCAACAAUGGAACAUUGAGAACUAAUCAAAAAAUCACAAAAAACUUUCAUAAACUCAAAUAGUUUUCCACAAAUGAGAGUAGAAUCUCUGUCAUACAAUGAUGACUUGUUAGAAGUAGUAGGAUGGAUAUUGAAACAAAUAGUACAAAACAACAUCAAACCUAGAUGAUGAAAACAAAAUUGGUGAAAAGUAUUCUUCAAAUAUUAUUGAAAACUAUUAAUAUGAAUUGAACAUAGAUACAUACAUCCACUUCGUGAAUACAAAUUCGAAAAAACAAUAUCAUUGAAAUUGAAAUUGAAAAUAAUCAAAAAUAAUGUUUUCUGUGACAAUUGUUUUGCGGUCUUAUGACAAGCGUCAGAGUGAAACACAACAGUCUAUCACCACAAUUUUACCAUCUAAAUUGCAAGUUAAAUAAAUUCAAGGUUUUAUUUCAAGGUCAUGAACACGUUACCUUGACCUUGCAUGAGACCGCUUAUUUGAAAAUGAAAAAUAAAUUUAUUUUUCCAAAAAAAUAUUACAAAGAGAGGCAAUAAGAUAUUUUGUCUUCAUGUAGUCCUUUCUCCCGUGUAUUUUUCGAGAAUUUACAACAAAUAAUGUAUCUGGAAUACAAGCGAAACAAAGAUGAAUCAAAUUAGUGAAGAUCUUUCAAGAAUUUUGUGAUUAAUUUCAUUCAAAAUGUAUUCGAGAGAACAAGUGUUGCAAUAACAGGGAACAUAACUACAUUAUAAAUUUUUAAGAGUGUUUUUAGAAUCACCAAUAUUAUAAAUUAUAAGUAUAUUCUGGAAUAAAUAGUGUAUUUUUCUAGUGGA